UUUUUAAAAUAAACAAAAAAAAAAAAAAUGGUUUCAUCCUGCAAAUGCGUCUUCCUUGUGUUUUUAUGUCUUGCAGUUCUUCUCACCCCAGGUGAAGUAUGCGCGAAGUCUAUGCUCAAAGCUAAUGGGGCUGAGAAAUGGUUCGCUGUGCAAGGCCCAUGCUCACAAUUUCCGGACUGCAAUAAGCAUUGCAGAGAAUUAAGAUAUCCAUUAGGUGGAGAAUGCCGUCAAUUAGAAACUGGUGUUAAACUAUGUGGUUGUAUUUAUUCAUAAUCUCAUGUAUAAUCUAUUUAAGAUAUUGCAUGUAUGGGUGUUACAAUGUUUAAAUUAAAAAAAUAAUACCAA
This is a messenger RNA of Camelina sativa (false flax), 345 nucleotides long. Its product is annotated as putative defensin-like protein 29. The record is from RefSeq and is a predicted model, not a curated record. Lineage: Eukaryota; Viridiplantae; Streptophyta; Magnoliopsida; Brassicales; Brassicaceae.